CUCAAGUCUAAAGGUCUUCACAGUCUCAGACUUGGAGUUGAAGCUUAUGCCUGAUGAGUUCUGCUAUGACUAUGAGCAUCAGAUCAUUGUGCUAGAGAAAGCUCCAAGUGUCCUGAGUUUCAAAAAUAUCAAGAUCUGCAAAGAUGAUAUGAAAAUUACAGAAUUUAAGCAUACAAUUGAAGGCAAAUGGUGUAUAAAAUUACCCACAAAUGAUCAAAUCCUCAAACCUAAAGAUGCUCCUCUCUAUGAAGAUCCUGGGCUCUUUCAUGAUCAAGAAAGAGACUCAAUGAUCACAUACAAAAACAUACUAUCUUCAAAUAGACCCCAUUACCAGCUCAACACUUUUGUCGAGCCAGAUAGGUCAAAUAUCUUAGGAGCAGAGAAGGUUUGCAAACUCCAUCUGAAACUUAUAAUAAAAUCUCUGCCAGAUAUCCCUCCGAAUGGAGUGGUGUCCAUUUACAUUCAUACAUAUUAUUUUAUUCCGGGGGUUAAUGGUACGGAUCAUUAUGAAAUCACCAGACCAGACCUGAAUCGAGGAAAUGAUCAAGGCAAUGUAGUCAAGGAGAUCACAAGGAUUGAUGCUAAUGAAGAGCUAUGUAUCCUGUUUGAUGGACUUAAGAACAUGAAUUUGUAUGAGUUCAGAUGCGAAAGCAUUAUUGAUGAUGACAAUGUUGUCCAGAAGUUGUGUGAACUGUGUGAGUGUAAUAACACUAUCAGAGAUAUUGAAAUAAAUCUAGAACAUGCAGCUCAUGCAAAACAAAUUCUUGAAUCACUUAGAGAAAACUAUGUGAUCAAGACUGUUAGACUGAUGACUCUUGAAGCGAUCAAGGUUCCUUCUCAAAAUCCCAGACCUCUAAAAUCCAAGAAGACCAAAAAGAAGAGCAAAGUUGUAAAGAAACCUAAAUCUGAUGAAUCAAUGCAACUGUACAAUGAAAUAACUACAUAUUGUGAUGAAUUCAGAAGCAAGAGACUGGGUACAGAAAUAAUGCUAAAUACAACACACAAGAAGUAUAAGCCUUGGGAAAAGAAAGGGUUCCAGCUAAGUUACAAAUAAUAGCCAUUUCUUAAUCUUAGCUUAACAUCUAAAAUAUUUU
This is a messenger RNA of Moneuplotes crassus, 1094 nucleotides long. The record is from the annotation of a GenBank genome assembly. NCBI's taxonomy places the organism in Eukaryota, Ciliophora, Spirotrichea, Euplotida, Euplotidae.